Cimex lectularius (bed bug) is the source of this 1503-nucleotide messenger RNA. Its product is annotated as tubulin beta chain-like. Gene Ontology annotation, cellular component: microtubule; cytoplasm. Gene Ontology annotation, molecular function: GTPase activity; GTP binding; structural constituent of cytoskeleton. NCBI's taxonomy places the organism in Eukaryota, Metazoa, Arthropoda, Insecta, Hemiptera, Cimicidae. Gene Ontology annotation, biological process: microtubule cytoskeleton organization; mitotic cell cycle. The transcript is spliced from 10 exons. Bases 59 to 1408 code for a protein of 449 amino acids. The record is from RefSeq and is a predicted model, not a curated record.
GAGUUCAUUUCAGUUCUAAUCGUUUUCCCCACUGUGUCAACGUCCGGAUACGUCUGCGAUGAGGGAAAUCGUGCAUUUACAAGCUGGACAAUGCGGGAAUCAAAUCGGAUCGAAGUUCUGGGAGAUAAUAUCAGAUGAACACGGAAUAGACCCAGCCGGAGUUUACCAUGGUGACAAUCCACAGCAAUUGGAACGAGUCAACGUCUACUACAACGAAGCAUCAAAUGGAAAAUUUGUACCUAGGGCAGUCCUUGUCGACCUUGAACCAGGGACAAUGGACUCAGUCAGAUCGGGCCCUUUUGGCCAGCUAUUCCGACCCGAUAACUACGUAUUUGGUCAGAGUGGUGCAGGGAACAACUGGGCCAAAGGGCAUUAUACAGAAGGUGCAGAACUAGUUGAUGCAGUUAUGGAUGUCGUCAGAAGAGAAGCCGAAACAUGCGACUGCCUUCAGGGUUUCCAGUUGGCACAUUCCUUGGGCGGUGGUACUGGCUCAGGCAUGGGGACUCUCCUUAUAUCAAAAAUACGUGAAGAAUACCCAGACAGAAUCGUCAACUCUUUUAGCGUCGUCCCUUCACCAAAGGUUUCAGAUACCGUGGUGGAACCGUAUAAUGCAACACUUUCUGUCCACCAACUGGUAGAGAACACUGAUGAGACGUUCUGCAUUGACAAUGAAGCAUUGUACGACAUUUGUUUCAGAACUCUGAAACUCACGUCACCCACUUAUGGUGAUCUUAAUCAUCUUGUUUCGAUAACCAUGUCUGGUGUUACUACGUGUCUGAGGUAUCCGGGCCAGUUGAAUGCCGACCUGAGGAAACUCGCAGUCAAUAUGGUUCCAUUCCCUAGGCUGCAUUUCUUCAUGCCAGGUUUCGCUCCUCUUACAGCACGAGGCAGUCAGCAAUACAGAGCCCUUACAGUACCUGAACUUACCCAACAGAUGUUUGAUGCCAAAAACAUGAUGACGGCGUGUGACCCAAGACAUGGCCGCUACCUCACUGUUGCUGUUAUUUUUAGGGGUCAUAUGUCAAUGAAAGAAGUGGAUGAACAAAUGUUAAACAUACAAAACAAAAACUCAGGGUACUUUGUAGAAUGGAUACCAAACAAUGUAAAAGUCGCAGUUUGCGACAUUGCCCCAAGGGGUUUGAAAAUGGCAUCAACAUUCAUAGGAAAUUCAACAGCGAUCCAAGAAAUUUUCAAGAGGAUUUCAGAACAGUUUACAGCUAUGUUCAGGCGUAAAGCAUUCCUACAUUGGUAUACCGGAGAAGGCAUGGAUGAAAUGGAAUUCACUGAGGCAGAAUCCAACAUGAAUGAUCUUGUUUCUGAAUAUCAACAAUACCAAGAAGCGAGUGCCGAAGAUGAAGGGGACUUUGUAGAAGAUGAAGAAGCGAUGCCGGAAGAAGGGGAACAAUAAUUUUUUUUUCAAUAUCUCAUUUUUACAAUGUAAGCUUGAUUAAGAAAAAUAAAAACAAUAAAAACUUGGUAAACUUAAUAUUACUUACAUUAUCA